CAGGCCCAGAAGGCCCGUGAUCUGCAAUAUAAGGCUACCAAAACUCCCAGCCGUCUCCUCCCCACGCGAAAACCCUAGCAGCUCGGCAGUCCCCCGCUCGAGGUAUUCCAUUCGCAGUCGACCGGGUCCUCGGAGCGCCGGAGAUCACGAUGAAGUUCAUUGCUGCCUACCUGCUUGCUGUUCUUGCUGGUAACUCCAGCCCCUCAGCUGAGGACUUGACAGCCAUUCUGGAGUCAGUUGGCUGUGAAGUUGACAAUGAAAGGAUGGAACUCCUGCUGUCCCAACUGAGCGGUAAGGACAUUACCGAGCUCAUUGCUGCGGGCAGGGAGAAGUUUGCUUCAGUCCCAUGUGGCGGUGGCGGUGUAGCUGUUGCGGCAGCUGCCCCUGCUGCUGGUGGAGCUGCUCCUGCAGCUGAGGCGAAGAAAGAAGAGAAGGUGGAAGAGAAGGAAGAAAGUGAUGAUGACAUGGGCUUCAGCCUCUUCGACUAAGCUGCGCAGUCAUAGAGUAUUAUUUUGGGCAGUGGUACCAGACGAAAACCAGAGUCAUGUUUAGAUUUUAACCUUGUUUUGUGUGGAAAUUACUGGAAAGACAGCUACUGUCUUCAUAUUUUGUAUUCAGCCGUAGAUUGCUAUGCUGGUUGGGGUUUACUGGUGAACCAAAGUUUCUCUAUCUUAUGAAUUGGUUACCUCAGUUUCCUGGCUGUUUAA
Sorghum bicolor (sorghum) is the source of this 707-nucleotide messenger RNA. Its product is annotated as 60S acidic ribosomal protein P2A. The record is from RefSeq and is a predicted model, not a curated record. The transcript is spliced from 5 exons. Gene Ontology annotation, cellular component: ribosome; cytosolic large ribosomal subunit. Gene Ontology annotation, biological process: cytoplasmic translational elongation. Gene Ontology annotation, molecular function: structural constituent of ribosome. NCBI's taxonomy places the organism in Eukaryota, Viridiplantae, Streptophyta, Magnoliopsida, Poales, Poaceae. Bases 150 to 488 code for a protein of 112 amino acids.